CCGCCCCUCAGUUCAGACAUACCGUACUCCAAGGGAUUCGCCCAACAUGCCAUCUCCCACUCCACUCCCAACCUAUUUCAUCGGCCACGGUGGCGUCUCCAUCCUCUUCAAACCGGGCUACGGCCCCGUCCAACACGACCUCCGCCAAAUCGGGCGGGAGAUCCACCAACUCCGGCCCGAAGCCAUUGUUGUAGUCAGUGGUCACCACCAAAGUGAGACCCCGGGGUCGGUGGAAGUCAACCUCAAAGAACCCACCAAGGUGUGGCACGAUCUGGGACCUAGCUGGAGGACUACUUUCCCGCACGUCUUCGAGUACGGGUACCCGCACCGGUCAUCGCGUGCGUUAGGGGAUCAGGUCCUGCAGCAUCUCCGGGACCAUGGAAUUGGUGCCGAGGGUGUGGAGCGGGAUUUGGAUCAUGGGGUUUGGGUCCCCUUCAAACUCAUGUUCCCUGAAGGAAGUCCAGAGGAAUUGAUCGACGUGCCCAUUCUCCAGAUCUCGUCCUUUGCGGGAGAGGAUUAUGCGGCGCAUGUCGAGCUGGGUCGGGUGUUGGCGAGACUACCCGGUCGCAUUCUCGUCAUCGGCUCGGGAAUGUUAUGUCACAACCUUCGGGCCACCCGCGAGAGCACAGACCUGACCGUCGUCAAAGCAAUCGAGUCAGCGGCACUGCAGAUUCUGGAGACAUCGCCCCAAACGACACGGGGUUUGACAGAGGGAUUCCUACAGUUGCCGCAGCGGGCGGACUGGCCACUCGCUCAUCCAACGGUGGAGCAUGUUCUGCCGUUGUAUGUGACAUUGGGAGCGGGAAAGGAGAUCCAAUCUGCAGAAGGGAAGGAGGGACUCGAGGAAAAGGAGGUGGAAUUGUGGAAUCGGGAUCGAUACAUUGUCGGUCAGUCGUAUUUGUCAUUCCGGCUGGGACGGGUGUCGACUUAGAAUUGAAUUGAGAGACUCCUCACCCUUAUUUGCAAGGGCUUAGCAGGCGCAAGGUGCUGAAGGUGAAUAGUUCAGCGUGUCACGGAAGGGAUGCGCCUCGAAGCUUGAGGCAGGUACAAUUCGUUGAUAUCUGCCAGCGGACGGUAAGCUCCCAAGACAACCCAGAAGUAUCGAGUUCUACCAGAAUCUCCGAGUGAGUGAGAUUAUUCUAGAAGAAAGAUAGAAGGAAGCAUU
Molecule: messenger RNA, 1165 nt
Organism: Aspergillus saccharolyticus JOP 1030-1
Lineage: Eukaryota; Fungi; Ascomycota; Eurotiomycetes; Eurotiales; Aspergillaceae
Product: DODA-type extradiol aromatic ring-opening family dioxygenase
Exons: 4
Coding region: 47-931 (294 amino acids)
Molecular function (GO): ferrous iron binding; zinc ion binding; oxidoreductase activity, acting on single donors with incorporation of molecular oxygen
Source: RefSeq, a predicted model, not a curated record